Messenger RNA from Histoplasma mississippiense, 3297 nucleotides. RefSeq lists its product with no specific name. The transcript has 5 exons. Bases 1 to 3297 code for a protein of 1098 amino acids. NCBI's taxonomy places the organism in Eukaryota, Fungi, Ascomycota, Eurotiomycetes, Onygenales, Ajellomycetaceae. The record is from RefSeq and is a predicted model, not a curated record.
AUGACCCGUCUCUCAGCUGCAGAUAUCGCAAUUGGCAAUGACAAUGCCCACCCGCUUGUUGUAGAGCGGCCAAUAGUCACAGUGUUGGAUGAUGACACCGGUUCUGCGAGCUUCUCACGAACUUCUCCGUCGUCGGGCACAUCGCGCACAUCGUAUGCCUCAACUCGAUCCAAUUGCCCUCGCGUAACAGAGCGCCAACGGAAUAAUAACUACAGUCUUCAACGCUCUAAAAGGGGUAACGACAGUUGGGUUCCCGGUGUAUUUUCUGCUUCUGGGAUAGGGAAUCACAGUCAGGGCUCUUCUGAACCUCUAUUUUCCUCCCCACUUGGUCAUGCUGUAGGCAACCAUGAUAGAGUUCUACCUAAGGAACGUGAGCCCCAGCCUGCGGAUGCGUCAAAGUCUGGUUUAUUCAACCUUGUGAAGUAUCCAUGGGGCAAUAAUCCAAUUGCUGUGGCGAUAUGGUUAGCUCAAAAGAUCAACAGUAUCAAAAAAAGCCAAGCUCCGCAGUCGUGGAUGCAAGACUUAGAACAGGACGCGCCAACAAGCAAUUUCUCUCGAAGGCCGGGGCGCCGUCAUAGUCAGUUACCGAAUGGCGUAUCUUUAUACGCCGUUAGUGAAGUUCACUUUCCUCGUCCUACCAAGCCCUGUCAACGCCUUUACGGAGAACAAAGGCCGUCGUUGGAUUCUUUUUCUACCCAAUCCUUUUGUUACCAGAUGGAUUUGGAAGCACGAAGAAUCGCACCAAGUCUGGUCAGAUUAAAGUCUUUCAAACCAGGAUAUGGAGAUAGACUAUUUGGCAUAAUGGCGGACGAUCAUCAAAUAGAUGUGGACACAGCUACUGCAGGGAAACUUGUGGUAGAUGUUCUUGCUACAUUUACUUGCUCAGAAUUGCAAUCACAAUGCCAAGCAGCUACGGAUGUCCUGAUUAAGGAGCUUGACAAGGAAACAUGUCAAUCUCCACGAUUUACAAAAAUAUUUACGAUGCUGUCGAACGACCCUAUUGUGACAAAAGCUGUGGAUUUCAUUGUUGCACAAAUCAACUCCUGUGAAUUUUCCUUGGGGUUGGAUGGUGAAUAUGAUGGAAUCAGGAGCUUGUCAAACCGCCACAACCAUCCCAAGGUAUCUCAUUCACCACAAUCCGUCAAUAAUGAACAACUGUCUAUUGAUACUAGGUCUCUGGAAAAUGAUCCCAACAGAUCCCGGUGCCGGCCGCCUACGUCUUUUUCCCUCUUCUCCUCCCCUCAUCCUUCUGGUCACUUCUUGCCAGAAAACACUCCCACUGAUAUCACCUCCGUGUCUAUGAUUGAAACUCAAAGUACAUAUAUCCCAGAAAGCGUAACGCCUUCCAUAAUGCCGCCUCGUCAAUCGAACCGCAUCAGGAAGCCCACACUUAGGGCAAUAGAGGCCAAACUCAGCUCGCAGGCGAGGCCGAGAGUCAAAAGCCGGGAGCCAAAAGCCUCGAAAAAGCUCGAAUCUCGGCCCACACAAACCGAAGAGACUAUCGCAAGAACCAGCAAGGAGUAUAAUGAUGUUAAAAGCGGCGUAGAUGUCACGAACAGGGAAGCUUCGGACAACACUGACAAUAUUGAUCUGACUCCACCCGUGUUGGCAAAGAGGCCUAUGACCGCGCUCUCUACUGACGAAAUUGCAGCGAUGGCCAGAAAUGAUGCUCAAAGGAGGACCGCUGCCGCAGGGCAACCAAAAAGAACUACGAUCUCUCGCUCUAUCGACGAGAUUGCAUCAGCUUCCAGCCUCAACAGGCUGAUGGACACAGGUAUAUCUAGACCCACGUUGCCCAAGCAGCAACCGAAGCCUCCCAAGUCAACAACGCUAUCUUCUUCUGCCACGCGUGCUUUGACCCCGGAAACAAAUGCUAUGGUGGAACAACUUCUAGAUCUAGCAACGGCUGCUUCGAAACCCGAUUUCCAACCAGAAAUUAAAAUUGAUCUCCACAAAGCUCGUCGGGAUUGGUAUGCUGAGCAGCUGGCAGCUGCUUUGAACAAGGCCGCUACCGAGAAAUCCUUAGAAACAAAUUGGGCGCAAACACACCAGGAGACGAUCCCAAACGGAGAUCUUCCUUCUUCCCAGCCUACUCCUUCCAAUCCAAAUUCUCAUUGGCUAGAGACUAGCGUUGCUACCCCUGCCACCCAGACAGAAGAUAUUGCACUCAGCAUAACUGGCCAUGCCGAUUCUGCUUGUGCAGCCGCUAAGGAUCUCGAUAUCCCGGCAGCUGUGGAGCUGGACGUGUCCAAGUGGCCUAUUUCGAGCACCAACCAGAAGUUUCUUGACCCAUCUAUCUUGUCCCAUUCCUACCUUCCUCGCCCGUGGACUGACAAUGAUGGCUGGAUCCAUACCGGACUUGGAAACGACCAUAACGAAGAAGACGUCAUUGUUCCUAAUUCUUAUACAUGGGUACGACCCAGGGAUUCGUUCAAUAACCCCCGUAUCGCUCCAUCACCUCCUCGGCUGAAGUCCCUUAUCCAAAUCGAAAUUGACGAUGUAUUCGGCUAUCCUCCCCCAGGCCGAAAGCCAAACCUUCCACAGGAUCUAGAAGGCCAAUUCGUCCCAGAGGAUGUUGCGGUGGAAAAGGAGAAAGCCAAGGUUUUCCGUGCAGCUCGGAUUCGAGGCAUCGCCAUCGAUCGCUCAGCCCUGCUGGAAGAUAUUCGGCUUGCCAUUAAAAAGCACGAUGAAAUUCAGGCUGCGAACGAGACAGCUUCAGGUUCCAGUGAUGGAAUUGAAACUGCCAAUGGAAAAGCACCUGGGAAGUCAUCCGACACAUCUGCUGGAACAAGCAAGAGAACCAAAGCAUCGCGGAAACGGAAUGCAGGUCAAGCCUUGGGGAUUGCUGCUCAGAAAGAGGAUGAGGACGACCCUCACGAAAAUUUGGGCAAUAUAUCAAGAAAUAAAAAACGUCGCCUAAACAUUGAUGUGCCAAUUGCCGAAUCGAGUAGCGCGGCUUUAGGACAUGGAAGCGAAAGUGGAAGUCCAGCAGAUGGGGAAAAUGUGGAAAUAAAUUUAAAGCCGAUUUUGCUUGCACCUCGUGGCCCGGGUCGCCCAUCAAGAAGUGCAGCGGCCAUUGCUGCGACUGCUGCGACCGCUGCAACCCGUGGGGCUGGAAAAGCCCGCCAGCGCCGCAAACACACUCAACUCCAAGCUCAUCCUGAAUCCAUUACUCCACCAGCGAGCCAAUCAGUUACAGAUGAGCCUGCGAAUAACUCUAUUGCUACCAAACCCAAAGACCGUCCCGCUACCGAAAAGGAUGCUGUUUCUGUCCCUUGCCAGGGCGGGCAGGAUUGA